CACUGGGAACUUAGUUGAAAGAUACUCCUAAAGCAACACAGUGGACUGGCAGUGGCUGGAAAGUACUGAUUGGAGGGAAAACAGAAAGUAAUGAAACAGUGAUUUUCUCUGAAUGCCUGUAAUAACUCUUUCAAUUUAAAUUCUGUGUAAACCUUCCAGUGCAUAACAUUAUUGUACAAGACCUCUUCUAGGCAUCUUUUUAAGUCAAGCAUCACAUAGAGGGACCAUUUUUUCAUUGGAGACUGGCCACAAGAAUGCAAGUUUUAGCCAAUUCCCCACUUUCUGCUAGGCUUUGCACUGCUGUGAAGUUUCCUUUGUGUUGAAGAUGGCCCCGACGUGCUUGCGGCCCCUGCUGAGGUACCGGUCCUUCGCCAUCCUCUUCCUCACGCCGCUGCUGCUGCUGCCGCUGCCGGUCGCCGUGCCGACGCCGGAGGCCAAAUGCGCAUAUAUCAUCAUCAUCAUGGCUGUGUACUGGUGUACUGAAGUGAUCCCACUGGCUGUUACCUCCCUCAUGCCUGUGGUAUUUUUCCCUCUGCUUGGAGUUCAGAGCUCUAAAUCAGUGUGCUUGCAGUACCUAAAUGACACAAACAUGCUCUUCGUUGGAGGGCUGAUUGUUGCAAUUUCUGUUGAACAAUGGAAUCUUCACAAAAGGAUUGCGCUGCGGGUCCUGCUGAUUCUUGGGGUGAAACCUGCACUCCUCAUGCUGGGAUUUAUGAUAGUCACUGCCUUCCUCUCCAUGUGGAUAAGUAACACAGCCACCACUGCUAUGAUGGUUCCCAUUGUCCAGGCUGUCCUGGAUCAAAUGGACAACACAGAGUAUGAUGUGACCAUGAUGGAACAGGCAACCGGGCAAACAAAUACAGUGAUUGAGCUGGAAGAAAAGAAUGCAUCAGAUCCCACUUCAGUGCAUGUCAUAAGCAAUGGACAAGUCCCUGAUGACCCCAGAUCUUCUGAGGAAAAGAAAAUGAGGAAGCGUAUAUGUAAGGGAAUGACACUUUGUGUAUGCUAUGCUGCCAGCAUUGGAGGGACUGCAACACUCACUGGAACAGGACCAAACAUGGUAUUGAAAGGCCAGAUGAAUCAGUUAUACCCUAACAAUAAUGAUAUUGUGAAUUUUGCUUCCUGGUUUGGGUUUGCUUUCCCAAACAUGAUUUUGAUGUUGGUACUAGCUUGGCUUUGGUUACAGUGCUCCUUCAUGGGACUCAACUUUAAAAAAAGCUGGGGCUGUGGGACAGAAAGAACUGCUAAAGAAAAAGCUGCAUACAACGUGCUGAAGGCAGAAAUGAAGAAAUUGGGCCCCAUCUCUUAUGCUGAAUUCAAUGUCCUCUUAAUGUUUGUUUUGCUGGUUCUCUUGUGGUUUUCCAGACACCCAGGCUUUGUAAAAGGCUGGGCCACCAGGCUCUUCCCAGAAGGAGAAAAGUAUAUCACUGAUUCUGCUCCUGCUGUGUUUAUUGCCCUGCUACUGUUUAUCCUUCCUGCUAAUAAACCCAAAUUCAUAGGCUGGAAUCCAAGCAUGUCUGACCCUGAACAGACUGAAGAAGAUAUAAAAAAGCCAUUUUUAUCAGCCCCGCUGCUAGACUGGAAUGUGGUUCAGAGGAAGAUGCCCUGGAGCAUUGUGCUGCUGCUGGGAGGAGGUUUUGCUUUGGCUGAUGCAAGCGCAAACUCUGGGCUCUCAGCUUGGCUGGGUCACCAAAUGACUCCACUAGGAUCUAUCCCACCAUGGGCCAUUGCAACAGUACUUUCACUUAUUAUAGCUGUCUUCACCGAAUGCACCAGUAAUGUUGCCACAGCCACCCUCUUCCUACCUGUCUUUUCAUCCAUGGCUGCAUCUGUCAAGAUCCAUCCUUUGUAUGUUAUGCUGCCUGGUACUCUCAGUGCUUCCUUUGCCUUCAUGCUACCUGUUGCAACACCACCAAAUGCAAUAGUGUUUUCCUAUGGCCACAUCCGUGUUUUGGAUAUGGUUAGAUCUGGCAUAGUAAUGAACAUCAUUGGAGUCUUCUGUGUCACGCUGGCCAUCAACACAUGGGGAAGACCUAUGUUUGAGCUGGACACAUUCCCAACCUGGGCAAACAGCACAACUAACCAGUGAGCAGUGAAGAAUUCACAUGUUAAACAAGGAAAGGACCCUUAAUACUACUCCCUGUUGCCCAAAGCCCUAUAUAGAGUCUCAUCACCACUUCAGAUCCAAUGUCAGGUGUUUGCUGCCUUCCAGGAGUCACACAUCAGUUCAGGCAUGAACCAACUCAAAUUUAUUCCGGUCGUGCUGGAGCCAAAAGUGCUGUUUAAUUACAUAACCCUAAGGAUCAUGUGUCUGGAUCAUAAGUAUGAUCAAGUGAUCCAUUGUACCUCCAGUCAAGGUCAAGAUUUAGAAUUUAUUGAACUUUAUUAAAGAGAGGGCAGGCUGUUGUAUAAAAUGGUUUGAACUAUAGUAUCACUGGUAUGUACUUGUAAAUCAUUAGCAUUGAACAGUGCACUCAGGCAGGGGCUGAAAAUUCAUGAACUGUUACUUAUAUCCACAAGUCAGCAGCUGUACAGAGAAAUCCCUGUUGUCACUUGUCUAGUGAAAGAAGGAGUAUGUUAUGUUAUGUUAUGCUAUGCUAUGCUAUGCUAUGCUAUGCUAUGUUACAUUUUGUUAUGUUAUGUUAUGUUAUGUUAUGUUAUGUUAUGUUAUGUUUUAGUCAGGCCUCAACCAUGUGGUGGAGUCCUUCCAAGUCAACAUCCAACCCAUUUUCCAUAGCCUUGUUUUCACUCCCAAAUCUCACUGCAUUUAGACACCCUUAUUGAGAGUUGAGAUGACAUAAUUCCAUGCUGGUCAUGAUUCAGCUGAUGUCUUGGGCAAUGAUGAGUUAAGGCUGGCUUUGUGUUUCUUGCACUGUGGCACUGGCAGAGCCAGGAGCCUUUCCCUCUCUUGGUCACAGGAUGCGGUUUCACAUGCCAACCAGUGUUUUGUUAGCGCCCGCCUGGAAAUGACCAGUGGCCUAUAGGACUUCACACCUAUUGUGAAAGUUCCUGGAUUAGACCCUGAUGUGCCUUAUUAAUUAACUGGAAUUUUGGACUGGAGACAAGGCAUGAGAAAGGCUCUAAUUAAAGGCCUUGUAAAAAUUUAGGGGCUCAGGUAUUAGGGCUUGUGCUGGCUGACAGCAACGGGAGUUGUCUUGUGUACUUUGGAAUUCAGGUCCUGUGAGAAAAGUGUUUUGUAGCACUUACGUAAUUUCUGAAGCAGAAGUGGUCUACAGAAGGAUUGGUGUUGGACUAGGUGUAUUUUGUCAGUGGUAUGUGGAUGCUUUUCAUUUAGCCCUGGAGAUGAAAUUGGGUGGGAGGUAAGGCAGUGUGUUACAGUGGAGACGUCUGUGGGCAUGACAUGAGUUCUGCUCCCAGACUUGCUGUGCAGCCUCACGCAAGUCAGUUCACCUCUUUUUGCCUCAGUUUCCCCUCCUGAAGAAGAUGUCAUGGUACCUAUCUACCUCACAAGGGUGUUGUGAGGACAUGAGGGUCAAAUUCUGCACCCAUGAUGAUUUCCCAUUUCAGGAUAAGGGGUGCAAGGUAGAAGUUAUAGAAUCACAGAAUCAUAGAAUUCUGGCCAGAGAAUUCUUGCCAGAAGACCUGGCCUCUAGCAUAGUAGUGUGUGUAGGAUAUUUAAUAGUUUUGUUAUUAACGUGACUGUUCUUUAUAGAACUGGAAAAAUACUCACAUUUUUGUCUUUAAAAGUGAGGAAAGUAUUUAUCCACAAAAUGACAAGGUGCUUUUCUGAGCAGAAAACUACUUCAAGAAUGAUUUUAUUUUUGUGCCUUUAUCUUCUUUGCUCUUUCAAGGUGCCGGGCACCAUAAACUUUCCGCUGACUGUUGUUCCCAGGUGCUUCCAGUGGCACCCUGUCUACUGAGCUAGCUGCAUGUGGUGCAGGCUCGUACCUCUUCCAUGGAAUGGUGGAGCAUGUGGAUAAACACUGUUCCACUUGCAGAGUCUGUCUAAGGAAGAGGCCUGUUCUGGUGCCAAGAAGUGGCUUGGUCACGGGCAUUUGUCACCACCUGAAGCUUAUCACAGUAUUUGUUUGAAGAAAUUGAAACCAGGAACAGUUAAGCACCUUCUGUGCUUUGGCAGUCACCCCUUAAUGCUGAUUUGUAUCUGUAGGUAUCUAAAUGCAUUUGAGAAAGGGACUUUUCCUGCCUUCUGAUGGGCUUCACAGUAUGAGCACAUUUCACUGCUGCCAGGUAAUUCACGGUGCUUGCUCUUCACUAUUGCAAAUAACAUACAGUGGAUCUUGCAUGGGUGGGUAACACUGAGCUUGCCUGUCUCAAUUCAUGCAGAUGAAAACUCCUCUAAAACCACUUUCAGCUAAAAGCCGUAAGACAGACACUUCCCUCUCCCAUUUGCAGAAAGGAAUGUUCUGAAAGUUUCUUGAAGGGGAGAAAGUGCCCUCAUCUCAACUAGGAAGAGCUUCCUCUGUUGCUGUGCAAGUAGAAAACAAAUGUUAUUUUCAUCAGUGGUCACACAGGAUGAUUUAUUGACAGGAGCACCAGGGCAGGGGGAAUAUACACAUGGGGUAAUAAAGAAUGCUGGUUUUAUUAUAACUGUGGUCUAUUUGAUGUGUCACCUCUCUGGCCUGUUAAUAUAAAAUGUUUCUUUCUGAGACACUUUUAUGACAUCCUGUGAUUGAUUUGUAUUUAAUUUAAAUGGGAGAGUUGCAGAAUUAGAGCCUGCCAAAUAAAAAAAUUACUAGAACUGUC
Aquila chrysaetos chrysaetos is the source of this 4725-nucleotide messenger RNA. RefSeq names its product solute carrier family 13 member 5 (gene SLC13A5). Gene Ontology annotation, cellular component: membrane. Gene Ontology annotation, molecular function: citrate transmembrane transporter activity; sodium:dicarboxylate symporter activity; succinate transmembrane transporter activity. Bases 326 to 2089 code for a protein of 587 amino acids. The record is from RefSeq and is a predicted model, not a curated record. NCBI's taxonomy places the organism in Eukaryota, Metazoa, Chordata, Aves, Accipitriformes, Accipitridae. The transcript is spliced from 14 exons. Gene Ontology annotation, biological process: citrate transport; monoatomic anion transmembrane transport.